Messenger RNA from Actinia tenebrosa (Australian red waratah sea anemone), 855 nucleotides. Its product is annotated as ras-like protein RAS2. NCBI's taxonomy places the organism in Eukaryota, Metazoa, Cnidaria, Anthozoa, Actiniaria, Actiniidae. Gene Ontology annotation, cellular component: membrane. The record is from RefSeq and is a predicted model, not a curated record. Gene Ontology annotation, molecular function: GTPase activity; GTP binding. Gene Ontology annotation, biological process: signal transduction.
UGUAAAACACUGGCUGACUUGCAGGAUAGUUGACAUUUACUGUCCUAACUGAUUACUUCUCAAACAAAGAUCAUUUUUAUGUGAAUUUUAAAUGGUCAUUGAUUUAAAAGAAAAACUCGGAGGAAGAGCCUUACAACCCUCCAUUUAGCUUCUAACAGCUCUAACACCAAAGACAUGGCCUUGGAGAAGAAAGACGUGGACAAGCAGUACAAAUUAGUUGUUGUUGGCGGCGGUGGUGUUGGAAAAUCUGCCCUGACUAUUCAGUUUAUUCAAUCACACUUUGUCAGUGACUACGACCCAACUAUUGAAGACAGUUAUAGAAAACAAUGUGUUAUCGACGAUCGUGUUGCUCAUUUAGACAUACUUGACACAGCUGGACAGGAGGAAUUUAGUGCAAUGAGAGAGCAGUAUAUGCGAAGUGGUGAAGGUUUUCUUCUAGUUUUUUCAGUAACAGAUCGAUCAAGUUUUGAUGAAAUUAACAAAUUUUAUAACCAAAUUCUAAGAGUAAAAGACAGGUCAGAAUUUCCAAUGAUUAUCGCAGGAAACAAAUCUGAUCUAGAAUAUGAGCGAACAGUCUCCACAGCAGAAGGACAAGAAUUGGCUAGACAACUAAGAAUACCUUAUCUUGAAACAAGUGCUAAACAACGAACCAAUGUGGAUCAAGCUUUCCAUGACCUUGUUCGGGCAAUAAGACAAUUCAAUGUAGCCACGGAAUCCCCAAGAACGAAUAAGUCAAAGGGGGGCAAAAAGUGUACAAUCCUGUAGAUCUUUAUAUAUAUACCUUUUUUAUUAUGAUAAUAAUGUUUAAUAUACAAAGUAAAACCUCCAGCAUAGGUUAUUACUAUUGAUACCUGA